AUGUCGCCAAGGCUCAAGCCGCUGCUUCUCCCGCAGUUGGUAGAGGAGCGCCGUAAGUGGGAGGUACAACAAGUUAGCCCCGAAACCGACCUCUCCUACAUCUACUACACAACAAACUCGUCCUCCUCCGACAUUACCUCUCCAAUCACCCCGACUUUCUCCCCUGGAAAGGGUCACUUUCGAAUGUCGAGCUCGACUUCUUCUCUCGAUCUCCCACCGCAAUUGAACGACACUCCUGUAUCGCCAACUCAAUCGAUCCACACAAAACCCCCAAUGCGGUCAUUGCCCGAUGUUGAAGAAGAGCCCUUGGAACCUGAACACACCACCACCACCGUCACAGACAACACAGAGAGCAGCGACCGUUAUAGUCUUGCCCCUUCGGACCAGUUUAGUCUCUACGACUGUUUGUGCGACAACCUGUGUGAGCCCCGAAAUAGUUCCGAAGAUGUCAUGUUCCAUGGAGACAUCGUCCGCGACUAUGAUAUCGACUACGACAUGGGUUUCUUGAGUGACGGUGACACCCCCGUAGACGAGCGAUCCCGCAAGAAGCGAUCCGGCAGCGAGUCACCCUUUGCUGGGCUAACGUCACGAAUUGGUGCCCGUUUCCCUAGUCUCACGCGCUGGAACCCCAACACCCGCAGGGGCAACCCGAUGCUCUCACCUAGCACCGAACUCAGCUUGGAGAGCGUUGUGCUAUCUGGAGGUCCUUCUAGUCGAUCGUCGUCCAUGUCUGCACCCAGCCGACCUGGACAGGAGCGCAUGCUGGAAAACACUGGACUUCCCACCCCGGCAGUAUCCUACUAUGGCAGCACCGAGAGCAUCAACCUUCCUGCGCCUAUCGACAUUGAGAAGGCGCAGGCCCUCGUCGAGCAAGCCGACCUCGAGCGAGAACGAGGACUGGCCACCACCCCUCUACUACCUCCUCUGAUGACCAGCCCAUUGAGCGGCCCACCGCCUGAGUCACCUUUACAAUCACCAACCAUUGCGCCACCCUCUGCGACUACCGAAGUACCGUCACCGGUCCCUUCUGCGACACAGUUCCCCAGACCUUCUCUGAGCACAAAGCCUUCAGUGUCGUCCUUCCGAUUCGGUUCCAACAGCCCUGAGGUUCCGAUUCCUCUUCCUUCGAUCCUGCAGGAGCACGAUGAGUGGUCGGAUCGCCUUGGUCACGCCAACUUCACCAUCACACCGCAGCCAUAUCAACCCGAGACUGUGAACAUGGAGGCCCUCCAGCAGUUGCGCAACGACUGGGACGCAGCACGAUGUAACUACACCAAGCACCUGGUGCGCACUGGCGAGAACUACGGCGAAACUAGCAAGAUCUACGCUCUUACUGAGGCCAAAUGGGCCGACAUCGAGAGGCGAUGGAGGUCAACACACGACGGACUCAUGUCGGAGAUUGUGCAAGCUACAAGCUCUGCUCCUGGUUCGACAAGCGCCUCACGAAGCCGCAGCCGUGGCCGCGGACGAUCACGAGCCAAUAGCGGCGGCUCUAUCCUUGGUCGACCGCCUCCCAUGGACGAUGUCUUUGCGGGCAUGCAAUGGAAGCGCCUUGAAGAUGGACUGCCCAGCGCAAUUCCCCGACUGGUGGAUGCGGAUGGCAAGUUCCCCUCCCGAGGCGACGAAGACAUUGUAGGACCCAUGCAACGAGACGAGGUGAUGCUACGGACGCACAGCGAAGAGCGCAAGGGAGCACGAUUCUGGAAGAACCUCGCAGGCAAAGUCGGCCUGCGAAAAUAA
Messenger RNA from Fusarium mangiferae, 1740 nucleotides. RefSeq lists its product as uncharacterized. The record is from RefSeq and is a predicted model, not a curated record. The transcript is spliced from 2 exons. Bases 1 to 1740 code for a protein of 579 amino acids. Lineage: Eukaryota; Fungi; Ascomycota; Sordariomycetes; Hypocreales; Nectriaceae.